Molecule: messenger RNA, 2541 nt
Organism: Protopterus annectens (West African lungfish)
Lineage: Eukaryota; Metazoa; Chordata; Ceratodontiformes; Protopteridae
Product: Golgi apparatus protein 1-like
Cellular component (GO): Golgi membrane
Molecular function (GO): fibroblast growth factor binding
Source: RefSeq, a predicted model, not a curated record
AUGGAACCUGCCUUGCCUGCCCGUCGUCCUUCUACUUGGAAACUGGCAGAUGAGGAGGCCUGCCGGGAGGACGUGAUCCGCAUCUGCCUGAAACACACCUGGAGCAACAACCUGGUUGUUCUGGAGUGUUUUCAGGAUAUCAAAUAGGCUGACAAUGAGAUCUCUUCUGACUGCAAUCAUUUACUGUGGAACUACAAGUAUAACUUGACUACUGAUCCGAAGUUUGAAGCAGUGGCAGCAGAUGUUUGCAAGUCAACUAUAGCAGAGAUAAAAAAAUGUGCUGAUGAAGAACGUGGCAAAGGAUGUUUAGUCUCCUGUCUUGUGGAUCAUAGGGCCAACAUCACUGAAUAUCAGUGUUAUCAGUACAUCACCAAAAUGACUGCAAUUAUUUAUAGUGAUUACAGACUGAUUUGUGGCUUCCUAGAAACCUGUAAGGCAGACAUUAACAGACUGCAAUGUGGGAGCAUACGAGCGACAGACAAGGAUGUCCACUCUCAAGGAGAAGUUGUGGCUUGUCUGGAGAAAGCCUUGGUAAAAGAAGCAGAACAACAAACACCUCAGUACCAGAUCACUGAAGACUGUAAGAAAUCCAUGCUUUGUGUAGCAGAACUUUCAUCAGAUGAUUUUCAUUUGGACAGAUACUUGUAUUUCUCUUGCCGAGAAGACCGUGAGCGGUUUUGUGAAAAUACACAAGCGGGGGAAGGAGGAGUGUACAAGUGCUUGUUUAACCACAAGUUUGAAGACUCCAUGAGUGAAAGAUGCCGUGAGGCAUUAACUACUCGGCAGAAACUCAUUGCACAAGACUACAAGGUUAGCUAUUCAUUAGCUAAAGCCUGUCACUCUGAUUUAAGGAAGUAUCAUUGUAAUGUAGAAAACCUUCCCCGGGCUCGGGAAGCAAGGCUGUCACUUCUGUUGUGCCUUGAGUCAGCAAUGCAUAGAGGUCGGCAGGUGAGCAGUGAAUGCCAAGGUGAAAUGCUAGACUACUGCCGUAUGCUAAUGGAAGAUUUCUCAUUAAGUCCGUAGAUCAUAUUGAACUGUCGGUGAGAAAUUGAACAUCAUUGCUCAGGCCUUCACAGGAAGGGACCUACACUUCACUGUCUCAUGAGAGUCACACGAGCAGAGAAGACCAACAUUGGUGUGAGCUGUCAGCAGGCAUUACAAACUCUAAUCCAGGAAGCAGAUCCAGGUGGAGAUUAUCGCAUUGAUCGAGCUUUAAAUGAAGCCUGUGAGUCUGUCAUUCAGACAGCCUGCAAGCACAUUCGAAGUGGAGACCCCAUGAUCUUAUCAUGCCUCAUGGAGCAUUUGUAUACAGAAAAGAUGGUGGAAGACUGUGAGCAUUGGCUGCUAGAACUGCAGUAUUUAAUUUCUUGUGAUUGGAAAUUGGAUCCAAAUCUGUACCACAAGUGCCAGGGUGAUGCAUUCCGGCUGUGCCAUGCCCAAGGCUGGAAUGAGACAAAUGAAAUGGUCAUGCCUUCAGGUGCUAUCUUUUCUUGCUUAUAUCGGCAUGCAUACUGUACAGAAGAUCAGGGAAGAAGGUUGUCUAGUGACUGUAAGUCUGAAGUGCAGCGAAUUCUACAUCAGAGGGCAUUGGACAUUAAACUGGAACCUGGCCUGCAGGAGAAGUGUCUGGUUGACCUUGGGAAAUGGUGCAAUGAGAAAACCGAGGCAGGACAGGAACUUGAAUGCCUUCAGGAUCAUCUUGAAGACCUCCUAGUUGUCUGUCGAGAAGUAGUGGGAAAUCUGACUGAACUAGAGUCUGAGGCUAUUCAAAUUGAGGCCUUACUGAUGAGAGCAUGCGAGCCAGUCAUUCAAGCCCACUGCCAUGAGGUGGCAGAUAAUCAGAUAGGCUCUGGAGACCUAAUGGAGUGCCUCAUCGGUAACAAGUAACAGAAGGAGAUGAAUGAGAAAUGUGCAAGUGGAAUCACUCACUUUCAGCUGGCUCAGAUGAAAGAUUUUCGAUUCUCUUACAAGUUUAAGAUGGCCUGCAAAGAGGAUGUGCUAAGUCUAUGCCCCAAUAUUAAAAAAAAGGCAGAUGUUGUUCUCUGUCUCAGUACCACAGUCCGGAAUGACACACUUCAAGAAGGCACUCACAGAGUUUCAGUGAAAUGUCGUAAACAACUCUGUGUGGAAGAGCUGAUAAUGACAGAAGAUAUUUGUUUGGAACCUGAUCUAUAUGAUGCUUGUAAAACUGACAUUGGGAAAUUCUGUCAGGGUGUACCAUUUGGAAAUGCACAGAUUGCAGAAUGCCUAAAGGAAAAUAAGAAACAGCUGACCUCCUGCUGCCAUCAAAAUGUAUUUAAGCUUCAGAAAGUUGAAAUGAUGGAUCCUGAACUUGACUGUGCACUUAUGAGGGUUUGCAAACAAAUGAUCAAGAGGUUCUGUCCUGAGUCAGAUUCCAAAAAUAUGCUUCUGUGCUUGAAGCAAAACAAAAAUAGUGAGAUGAUGGAUCCAAAAUGCAAACAAAUGAUCACAAAACGUCAGAUAACACAGAACACAGGUAUAUGUGGUAUUAGAAUUAGGUUUGUGAACUGUGCAAAAUAG